AUGGCUACUAUUCUAUUAAGUUGUUUUUUUAUAUUAUAUCUUUUUAUUGAUCAAACUGUUCAAGCACCGUUGGAGACUCUUAAGACUGUUUCAUCCAAAUGUGAAAAUAUAACCUAUGAAAAACGAUUUAUAGAUGGUGAAUGUAUGAUAUUAUAUCACAAUAAAUUAUUCAAAGAAAAUGACUUAUUAAAUACGGAUAAUCAAUGGUGUAAGGUUAGUCGAUGUUCAUUAGAAUCAGUAUUCUAUUAUCUAUGUACAGUGAAAUUUAAAGAUUUACUACAAAAUAUGUGUCGAUUACUUGUUAAAAAUAAUCAUUUGAAUUAUUCAAUCAAUGAAACAACGAAACAACGUAUUGAUUGUUGCUAUAAACGUUGUACCUUAAGUGAUAUUGAAUAUUUAUAUUUUAAUCUUGUUCCAGCCGAUAUGGACGUAAUCAAUUAUAAAUAUUUGAACGAUAAUCAUUUGAAGGGAUUGAAUAACUACAAAUACAGUGCCGUAGAUACAUCACCAGUAUCUAAUUAUAUUAUGCAACCAUUUUGGAAUCGAUGUGUAGAGUUUUUCCCAUUAUGGUUUGCUCCAAACUUAAUGACAUUACUUGGUUUUUUAUUAUUAGUUGUUAAUUUCAUUCUAUUUUCAAUCUAUGAUUAUGAUUUUUCCGAAACAACAUCGAUUCCCAGAUGGUUAUGGCUUGUGGCUGCAAUUUAUGGUAUGGAUGGUAAACAAGCUCGUCGCACUAAAGCAAGCAGUGCUCUUGGGGAAUUAUUUGAUCAUGGUGUAGAUAGUUGGGCAUCAUUUUUAUUUCCUGUGUGUGUUUUUUCCGUAUUAUCUCGAGAUGAAUAUGGUUUUAGUGUAAUUGCCAUGCAUUUUCUAUUAUGGACGAUUUAUAUAUCAUUUAUCGAUUCACAUUGGGAGAAAUAUAAUACGAAAAUUUUAUAUUUACCCUGGUCAUACGACAUAUCAAUGUUGUGUCGCUUAGUUGUUGCACAAAUGACAUCAACACGUUCAGAAGGACUAAAUUCAUUUUUAUAUGUUUAUGUUCCCAUACAAUGUUUAGUUGUAUUUGGUAAUUUAACAAAAGUUGUCGAGUUUACACUUUUACAUUUGUAUAAUAUUUAUGCCAUUAUUUUACACAUUCAUUAUGCUGUUUGUGUGGUAUGUUAA
Messenger RNA from Didymodactylos carnosus, 1161 nucleotides. NCBI's taxonomy places the organism in Eukaryota, Metazoa, Rotifera, Eurotatoria, Philodinida, Philodinidae. The record is from the annotation of a GenBank genome assembly.